AUGGCAGACAACCAUCUACUCAACAGCGACACGAACCCGUCCAUGCAGACAUUGAUCACCCUCAAACCCUAUUUUGCCGGCCAGUCAAAGUCGCUUUCCGGCAUUGCGCUUCGUGCGUUUUGCCUCGGGCUCACGCUUGCCUCGUCGCUCAUCCUUACACUGGCCAUUCUCUCCUUCACAGACAGUCCGCUGUGGAGAGCCCCGUGGUUCUUGGGGGCGCUCAGCCUCUUUCACUUCCUCGAGUUCUGGACCACGGCGCACAAGAACACGCUCGUGGCGGGGAUUGACAGUUUCCUCCUGACGGCCAACUGGCCCAGCUAUGCCAUUGCGCAUACCAGUGCUCUCUUCGAGACGGUCAUUGUUGGCUACUUCUUCCCCAACCGGGUACUCGCACCAUCGUGGAUUGUCGUUCCUCUUGGUCUAGGCCUUGUGCUCAUCGGGCAGAUUGUGCGGUCUCUGGCCAUGCUACAGGCGGGAGCUAGCUUCAACCACCACAUCCAGCAGUCCAAGGCCACCACGCACACCCUCGUCACCACGGGCAUCUACUCCGUCUUCAGGCACCCGAGCUACUUUGGCUUCUUCUGGUGGGGGCUCGGAACACAGAUAGUGCUGGGCAAUCUGAUUUGCUUCGUCGCGUACACGGCUGUCCUGUGGUACUUUUUCUACGAGAGGAUCAGAGGCGAGGAGAAGAAGCUCGUCGAGUUCUUUGGCAGAAACUACAUCACAUACCGAGAGAGGGUGGGGACGAAGAUUCCGUUCAUUAAGUAA
Emericellopsis cladophorae is the source of this 768-nucleotide messenger RNA. Its product is annotated as Protein-S-isoprenylcysteine O-methyltransferase-like protein. The transcript has a single exon. NCBI's taxonomy places the organism in Eukaryota, Fungi, Ascomycota, Sordariomycetes, Hypocreales, Bionectriaceae. Gene Ontology annotation, cellular component: endoplasmic reticulum; membrane. Bases 1 to 768 code for a protein of 255 amino acids. Gene Ontology annotation, biological process: C-terminal protein methylation. Gene Ontology annotation, molecular function: protein C-terminal S-isoprenylcysteine carboxyl O-methyltransferase activity. The record is from RefSeq and is a predicted model, not a curated record.